This is a messenger RNA of Toxotes jaculatrix (banded archerfish), 1938 nucleotides long. RefSeq names its product myosin heavy chain, fast skeletal muscle-like. The transcript is spliced from 14 exons. Lineage: Eukaryota; Metazoa; Chordata; Actinopteri; Toxotidae. The record is from RefSeq and is a predicted model, not a curated record. Gene Ontology annotation, cellular component: myosin complex. The coding region runs from base 16 to 1923 and encodes 635 amino acids.
CGCCAGCUCAAUGACAUGGGUGCACAGAGGGCAAGACUGCAAACAGAGAACGGUGAAUUUGCUCGCCAGCUAGAGGAGAAGGAAGCUCUUAUUUCCCAGCUCACCAGAGGCAAACAAGCUUACACUCAGCAGAUUGAAGAGCUUAAGAGACACAUUGAGGAGGAAGUGAAGGCCAAGAAUGCCCUGGCACAUGCUGUUCAGUCAGCCCGCCAUGACUGUGAUCUGCUCAGAGAGCAGUUUGAGGAGGAGCAGGAGGCCAAGGCUGAGCUGCAGAGAGCAAUGUCCAAGGCCAACAGUGAGGUGGCUCAGUGGAGAACCAAAUAUGAGACUGAUGCUAUCCAACGCACUGAGGAGCUGGAGGAGGCCAAGAAAAAGCUUGCCCAGCGUCUGCAGGAGGCUGAGGAAUCCAUUGAGGCUGUGAACUCUAAGUGUGCCUCUUUGGAGAAGACCAAGCAGAGGCUGCAGGGUGAGGUGGAGGACCUCAUGAUUGAUGUGGAGAGAGCUAAUGCUCUGGCUGCCAACCUCGACAAGAAGCAGAGGAACUUUGAUAAGGUCCUGGCAGAAUGGAAACAGAAGUAUGAGGAGAGCCAGGCAGAGCUGGAAGGAGCUCAGAAGGAGGCUCGUUCUCUCAGCACUGAACUGUUCAAGAUGAAGAACUCUUAUGAGGAGGCUCUGGAUCAGCUGGAGACCAUGAAGAGAGAGAACAAAAACCUGCAGCAGGAGAUCUCAGAUCUGACUGAACAGAUUGGCGAGACUGGAAAGAGCAUCCAUGAGCUUGAAAAAGCUAAGAAGGCUGUGGAAAGUGAGAAGACUGAAAUUCAGACCGCCCUGGAGGAAGCAGAGGGCACACUGGAGCAUGAGGAAUCCAAGAUUCUCCGUAUUCAGCUUGAGCUCAACCAGGUCAAAGGUGAGGUUGACAGGAAGCUGUCAGAGAAGGAUGAGGAGAUGGAGCAGAUCAAGAGGAACAGCCAGAGGGUGAUGGACUCCAUGCAGAGCACUCUUGAUGCUGAGGUCAGGAGCAGGAACGAUGCCCUGAGAAUCAAGAAGAAGAUGGAGGGAGACCUGAAUGAGAUGGAGAUUCAGCUGAGUCAUGCCAACAGGCAGGCCGCUGAGGCCCAGAAACAACUGAGGAAUGUCCAGGGACAGCUCAAGGAUGCCCAACUGCACCUUGAUGAUGCUCUCAGAGGACAGGAGGACAUGAAGGAGCAAGCUGCAAUGGUGGAGCGCAGAAAUGGCCUGAUGCUGGCUGAGAUUGAGGAGCUGAGAGCUGCUCUGGAGCAGACAGAGAGAGGACGCAAAGUGGCUGAGCAGGAGCUGGUUGAUGCUAGUGAGCGUGUGGGACUGCUUCACUCUCAGAACACCAGCCUUCUGAACACCAAGAAGAAGCUUGAGGCUGACCUUGUUCAGAUUCAGGGUGAAGUGGAUGAUUCUGUUCAGGAAGCAAGAAAUGCUGAAGAGAAAGCCAAAAAGGCUAUCACUGAUGCUGCCAUGAUGGCUGAGGAGCUGAAGAAGGAGCAGGACACCAGUGCUCACCUGGAGAGGAUGAAGAAGAACCUGGAGGUCACAGUCAAGGACCUGCAGCACCGUCUGGAUGAGGCUGAGAACCUCGCCAUGAAGGGUGGCAAGAAGCAGCUCCAGAAACUGGAGUCUAGGGUGCGUGAGCUGGAAGCUGAAGUUGAAGCCGAGCAGAGACGUGGAGCUGAUGCUGUUAAAGGAGUCCGCAAAUACGAGAGGAGAGUGAAGGAGCUGACCUACCAGGCUGAGGAGGCUGAGGAGCAGGCAAACACUCACAUGUCCAGGCUCAGGAAGGUCCAGCAUGAGCUGGAAGAAGCUCAGGAACGUGCUGACAUCGCUGAAUCCCAGGUCAACAAGCUGAGAGCCAAGAGCCGUGAUGCUGGAAAGGGAAGUGACUCUGCUGAAUGAGAUGCAAGGUCCAGC